GUGUCUGAAACGGCUCCGCGGGCAGCGGCUCACUGACAGCACUGACAACACCACCUACUGCUCAGACACUGCUGAACCGGAGAGUCUGUACCUCCGCACUGCUCUCACACCCGGGGUUCGGGGUGUUCUCCCAAAAUGAAGUACAUCCUGGUCACAGGUGGAGUCAUAUCUGGAAUUGGUAAAGGUAUCAUUGCCAGUAGUGUAGGAACAAUUCUAAAAUCCUGUGGCCUUCAUGUCACUGCAAUCAAGAUCGAUCCCUACAUUAAUAUAGAUGCUGGCACUUUCUCUCCGUAUGAGCAUGGGGAAGUUUUUGUGCUGGAUGAUGGUGGUGAAGUUGAUCUGGAUUUAGGAAACUAUGAACGCUUUCUGGAUAUUCGAUUAACAAAGGACAACAAUUUGACUACUGGGAAGAUCUAUCAGUCUGUUAUAACGAAAGAAAGAAGAGGAGAUUAUCUCGGCAAGACUGUGCAAGUGGUUCCACACAUUACUGAUGCUAUUCAGGAAUGGGUCAUGCGCCAAGCAAAAGUCUCAGUGGAUGAUGAUGGUGUUGAGCCACAAGUCUGUGUAAUCGAGCUGGGGGGUACUGUUGGAGAUAUUGAGAGCAUGCCUUUCAUUGAAGCCUUUAGACAGUUUCAGUUCAAGGUGAAAAGGGAGAAUUUCUGCAACAUCCAUGUCAGCCUUGUUCCUCAGCCCAGCACCACAGGAGAGCAGAAGACUAAACCCACACAGAACAGUGUGCGAGAGCUUCGUGGGUUGGGCCUGUCUCCAGAUCUGAUUGUUUGCCGUUGUUCCACACCUCUGGAUACUGCAGUAAAAGAAAAAAUCUCCAUGUUUUGUCAUGUGGAGCCAGAGCAGGUUAUCUGCAUCCAUGAUGUAUCUUCAAUCUACAGAGUUCCUUUGCUUCUGGAGGAUCAGGGCAUGGUGGACUACUUUUGUCGAAGACUAGACCUACCCAUUGAGAUGAGGCCUCGAAGAAUGCUCACCAAGUGGAAAGAAAUGUCAGAUAGGUCAGACCGGCUCUUGGAACACACCUCAAUUGCAUUGGUGGGAAAGUACACCAAGUUUUCCGACUCCUAUGCUUCAGUCAUUAAAGCACUUGAGCAUUCUGCCCUUGCAAUCAACCACAAGCUAGAGGUCAAAUACAUUGACUCUGCUGACCUAGAGCAAGCUACACAGCAGGAAGAGCCAGUGAAGUACCAUGAAGCCUGGCAAAAACUCUGCAGUGCUGAUGGUGUUUUGGUACCUGGAGGAUUUGGGGUACGGGGCACAGAGGGGAAAAUCCAGGCUAUUAGUUGGGCAAGGAAGCAGAAAAAGCCCUUUUUAGGUGUUUGUCUGGGCAUGCAGCUCGCUGUGUGUGAAUUUGCACGUAACGUGCUUGGCUGGCAAGAUGCCAACUCAACUGAAUUUGAUCCUGAAACAAAGCAUCCUGUAGUGAUUGACAUGCCAGAACAUAACCCAGGACAAAUGGGUGGCACUAUGAGAUUAGGGAAGAGGAGAACCAUCUUUAAAAGUAACACCAGCAUUCUGAGAAAAUUGUAUGGAGAUGCUGAACAUGUUGAUGAAAGGCACAGACAUCGCUUUGAGGUGAAUCCAGAACUGACACACUACUUUGAGGAGAAGGGGCUGCAUUUUGUGGGCCAGGAUGUGGAGGGGCAGCGAAUGGAGGUCAUUGAACUUGAAGAUUAUGCUUAUUUUGUGGGAGUGCAGUACCAUCCAGAGUUCACUUCUCGUCCCAUUAAGCCUUCACCUCCCUAUUUUGGGCUACUUUUGGCAGCUGCAGGAAAACUUCAAAGCUUUAUGCUUAAAGGAUGCAGACUUUCACCACGAGACACUUACAGUGACCGCAGUGGCAGUAGCUCCCCAGACUCAGAACUCUCCGAGCUUAAGUUCCCAGCAGUUUCAUAGAAAGGAUGUUUUCACAGAUGGGGGAGAAAAAUGAGGAGAAAGCACAACAUACUGCACAUUGUAUUCCUUCUUAUUGGGGACAAAACAUCAUGUUAGAUGGACAGAAUUUUUGUUCUUAGGGGAAACGAAGUACUACAGUGUUGCAGCCUACAGAGAAUGUUCUAUUGUAACAGAACAGUUACCUUUUAAAAGUCUAUAAGAAUUUAAAUGCCUACACAAAAAUGCUAACUGAUUUUACAUUUUUUGUGGAACUCAAAUGUAAUAUUUAUGACUAUUUAUUUACAAAUAAAUGUUUUGAGUUAUAUAUGUAUACCCAUAUAAAUAUGUGUAUAAGUGAAUGUUUGAUUCAGUGGGCAAAUGCCAUAUGCACAUACAUACAUACAUACAUUUUACUCUUAUAUCAACAGGUUGGAUUUUUACAGUUUAUAUCUGGGUUGUUUGGUAAGACAUACUAAACCUCAUCCUGUACAUUAAAUUGCAGAUAUUCUUUAUUUAGCCCAUUUCUUUAAUUAUGUUUCAAUAGCCCACAUGAUGGACUACAUAAGCAGCAAAAGCCCAAGUGUUUGCUCUCUACAAUUACCUGCAAAAUUGACUCCAACUGCUGCUUGGUGAAAGUGUAUCCUUGCUGACUGUAAGCGGGUAGCAACCUAAACCAUGAAUGAUUUAAGAUGUAGAUGGGUUAGAUUUGUAAAGCAUUGUAGGAUAUGAAGACUGGUUAGAACUACAGAAUUAUGGGCCUACUAUAGCUCUACAUGAAUGUCAAUGUAAUUGUUUCCUUUGGUGCCACAUGUUUGUUUUAAUAUUACUAUUUUGUGUUGUAUAAUAAAGCUAUGGAAUACU
Molecule: messenger RNA, 2745 nt
Organism: Astyanax mexicanus (Mexican tetra)
Lineage: Eukaryota; Metazoa; Chordata; Actinopteri; Characiformes; Acestrorhamphidae
Gene: ctps1b
Product: CTP synthase 1b
Exons: 18
Coding region: 136-1905 (589 amino acids)
Biological process (GO): CTP biosynthetic process; pyrimidine nucleobase biosynthetic process
Cellular component (GO): cytoophidium; cytoplasm
Molecular function (GO): CTP synthase activity; identical protein binding
Source: RefSeq, a predicted model, not a curated record